Messenger RNA from Dovyalis caffra, 990 nucleotides. The record is from the annotation of a GenBank genome assembly. Lineage: Eukaryota; Viridiplantae; Streptophyta; Magnoliopsida; Malpighiales; Salicaceae.
AUGGGAUUUGAGCGAGGUUGGGGUGACACAGCACAACGUGUAUUGGAGAUGAUGCAUCUUCUCUCAGAUAUCCUUCAGGCACCUGAUCCCUCUUCUUUGGAAUCAUUCCUUGGGAGGAUUCCAAUGGUAUUCAAUGUUGUCAUUGUUUCUCCCCAUGGUUACUUUGGCCAAGCAAAUGUUUUAGGUUUGCCGGACACUGGUGGACAGGUCGUCUAUAUACUUGAUCAAGUACGUGCAUUGGAGAGUGAGAUGCUUCUUAGAAUACAAAAACAAGGAUUGGAUGUUGUUCCAAAAAUUCUUGUCGUAACCCGAUUGAUACCAGAUGCGAAAGGCAACACAUGCAACCAAAGACUAGAAAGAAUCAGUGGUACAGAACAUGCAUCAAUUCUGCGGGUGCCUUUUAGAUCUGAGAAUGGAAUUCUUCAUAAAUGGAUUUCAAGGUUUGAGGUGUGGCCAUACUUGGAGACCUUUGCAGAAGAUGCAUCAAAUGAAAUUUCCGCAGAGUUACAGGGUAUUCCAGAUCUGAUCAUUGGAAACUAUAGUGAUGGAAAUCUCGUUGCAUCUUUGUUAUCAUACAAGCUAGGAACUACACAGUGUACAAUUGCGCAUGCAUUGGAGAAAACAAAGUAUCCAGAUUCUGAUAAAUACUGGAGAAAAUAUGAAAACAAGUACCAUUUUGCAAGUCAGUUUACAGCUGACCUAAUUGCAAUGAACAAUGCAGAUUUCAUAAUCACCAGCACAUACCAGGAGAUUGCAGGAACCAAGAAUAAUGUUGGACAGUAUGAAAGCCACACUGCCUUCACUCUUCCAGGGCUAUAUCGAGUUGUUCAUGGCAUAGAUGUUUUUGAUCCCAAGUUCAAUAUCGUUUCCCCAGGUGCAGAUAUGUGCAUAUACUUUCCAUAUUCUGACAAGGAAAAGAGACUCCCUGCUUUACAUGGUUCAAUUGAGGAACUCCUAUUUGAUCCUGAGCAGAAUGAUGAGCAUGUGUGA